AGCUGGCCUGCCUGGGCAUGCGUAGAAGAUGUAAUGGAGGAUUGGACGUAUUCACGGGGCUAGUUAGUUAGCCAGCUGCCUGUUCUCCGUUAUGCUCCCUACUGCCUCUUCGAUUCAUUACAGUUUAUUUACCACACGAAGAACAACAUCUGGUUGAACUUAGGCCAAGACGAAGCAACACAUCUUAUGAAGGUCGACUAAUGGGAUUUUUCACAUCAAGAAGCUACCACUGAGUUAAGGAUGGCGUCAGAUGCGGUCUCCCAAAACCUUGGUACCAAGGGUAUAAUGACAUUUUACCCCACUGUCGACGAGUUCAAGAACUUCAGCCGCUACGUUGCAUUUAUAGAGUCCAAGGGAGCUCAUAAAGCAGGCUUGGCUAAAAUUGUUCCCCCAAAGGAAUGGAAGCCCCGUGGAUCUUAUGAUGAUAUAGAUGAUUUGGUGAUCCCAGCUCCCAUCCAGCAGGUGGUGACCGGCCAGUCGGGCCUUUUUACUCAGUACAACAUCCAGAAGAGGUCCAUGACUGUACGAGAAUUUCGCAGGAUUGCCAACAGUGAUAAGUUCUGUAGUCCACAUUAUGAUGACUUCGAGGAGCUGGAAAGAAAAUACUGGAAAAAUGUGACGUUUAAUCCUCCCAUUUAUGGAGCCGAUGUCAAUGGCAGCCUGUAUGACACCGAUGUGAAGGAAUGGAACAUUUGUCGCUUGGGUACCAUUUUGGAUACCGUGGAACAUGACAGUGGCAUCACUAUAGAGGGAGUUAACACACCCUACCUGUAUUUUGGUAUGUGGAAGACCACCUUCGCAUGGCACACCGAGGACAUGGACCUCUACAGCAUCAACUACCUGCACUUUGGAGAGCCCAAAUCCUGGUAUUGUGUUUCCCCAGAGCACGGGAAGAGGCUGGAGCGUCUGGCCAAAGGCUUCUUUCCUGGUAGUGCUCAGAACUGCGAGGCCUUUCUGAGGCACAAAAUGACUCUCAUCUCUCCUUCAAUACUGAAGAAAUACGGCAUUCCAUUUGAAAAGAUCACACAGGAAGCUGGUGAGUUCAUGAUAACCUUCCCCUACUCCUACCAUGCUGGCUUCAACCACGGCUUCAACUGUGCUGAGUCCACUAACUUUGCUACGGAGAGGUGGAUUGAGUAUGGCAAGCAGGCGGUUCUGUGCUCGUGUCGUAAGGACAUGGUGAAGAUCUCCAUGGACGUUUUUGUCAGGAAGUUCCAGCCAGGUCGGUACGAGCAGUGGCUGGCAGGGCGGGAUGUGGCCCAGAUAGACCACUCCUUACCCACCCCUGAGGCCGAGGAGUUUCUGGGCCACGCUGUCGACACCAGCAGCAGCAACAGCUGCUGCCUCGAGCGCCACGGGGAGGACUGUGAGCGGAGAAGCAUGCACAGGAUUGAGACCAAAAGACACCGGGUGUGUUUGGAGGUGCCCCGUGAGGUCGUUCCUAAGGAUGAAGACGAUGCUGAGCAGUACUGUAAACGCCCCCGACUAAGUCUCAUACCGCCCCGAUCCUCUGUCCCGGAUGGCAGAAGAAGUAAAGGACCUCCAAAAUUGGUCGUCACACCAACAAAGUUGACCUUAUUGGACCCAUUUCGCCAGGGACAGAGAACCGAUGACCAAUGUCAUCCCCGCUGUAAUAAGUCUGGUGCUCCUGCAGUACCGUCUCAGGCUAAGGCCAGAAAUGGAUAUUUGUCCGUUUCAGCGGCACCGGCGUGGACAGAAGCUCCUGCCCAACCUGUUCGUAAGAUGGGUGUGGCCAGCCUGCUCUUUCACAGGACUCUGAGUCCAAAAGAGACUCUGCAAGUGCACAGCCACACUCUGGAAAAGCAGCGGCAGCCUCCUACGCAGCUCCAGGUCCACAGCUACGCCCGGGAGCAUCAACCCCGUCCCCCCCAGAGCAAAACUCCCUCACCGACACAGCUUCAGCCCUCGUCCCAGGCAGCAAACUGUGAGAAAACACAGCCUCAGCCCGAAUCCCAGUAUGUUCUCACCAAAACCGCACACCAUCUGGAGAUGCAUGACACUGCGGACAAACGUGAAACAUCAGUGCCUCGUGAAGGUCGGACAGAGGUGCAGAUGUCUGAAGUGGAGCCCGCCGUAGCACCGCCUCCUCCUCAGACCCAAACGCAGCUCCACCACUCUAGCAGAGUUAGGAUGGAGGCUUCCACCGCUAGCAGGAGAAAGAGGAGCGAGUGUCCACUAGUGGACGAUGGCUUUGUGGUCCUGAUGGACACCAUGCCUGUCAGAAAAGCAGGACAGGAGGAGCUGAAGGUGGUUCAUCAUCAGGUGUCAGACGAGCAGUCAUACUGCAAGUCCUUAGCUAAGAAGCAGGAAGUGCAGCUGUGUAAGCUCCCCCGCCACCACCCUCUGAUCAGAGACGCUCCCAGUGAUGAUGACACGAACGAAGAUGUGCAGGUCUUCCACGAGGAGAAGGAGGAGUGGGCAAAGCCUCUAACGCAGCUGUGGCAGGGCCGGCCGUACAACCCACAGGCUGAGUGGGAGUAUAACAAGAGGAUGGGCCAGCGGGCUCCGUACUGCUCCAUCUGCCUGCUGUUCUACACCUACCACCAGACCGAGUCCAGCCUCGGACACUCCAGCCUGGCGGUGGUGACCCGUCCAGGAGGACGUCAGUGGUCCAAACCUCUCAUCCCUGAGAUGUGUUUCAACAGCAAGAUGAGCGACGCUGCGGAGGGACAGCUAGUCAACCCUCACCUGGCAGAAGAUGGGACGAGUCGGCUGAUCCACUGUGCUCAGUGUUCUGUUCGAGUCCAUACAAGCUGCUACGGUGUCUCUGGGGACGAAGCGGAGCUGGACGACUGGCUGUGUGCUCGCUGUGAGGCCAGUGCCAUCACAGAGGACUGCUGCCUGUGCUCACUAAGGGGGGGGGCUCUGCAGAGAGCCAACAACGACAAAUGGGUCCAUGUGCUGUGUGCCAUCACCGUGCUGGAAGCUCGUUUCGUUAACGUCACCAAACGGAGCCCGGUGGACCUGUCUGCCAUCCCGCUGUCCCGCUUCAGACUGAAGUGUGCGUACUGCAGGAAGCGAAUGAAGAGGGAGGUGACGGGCUGCUGUGUCCAGUGCUCCCACGGCCGUUGUUCCACAGCCUUUCACCCCACCUGCGCCGAGGCAGCCGGCAUCCUCAUGCACCCAGACGACUGGCCCUUCGUAGUCUUCGUCACCUGCCACAGACACCGAGCACCUCUCAUACCGGAGCGGACCACAGCCUCCCUGCAGGAGCUGACUGUGGGUCAGAAGGUGAUCUGCAAACACAGGAAUUCCCGUUACUAUCAGAGCGACGUGGUGGAGCUGACCACAGCCACCUUCUACGAGGUUGUGUUUGAUGACGGCUCCUACAGCGACAACCUCCUCCCUGAGGACAUUGAGGACAGAGACUGUGUCCGGCUCGGGCCGCCCUCUGAAGGUGAAGCUGUUCAGGUGCGAUGGACUGACGGGUUGAUAUACGGAGCCAAGUUUGUAACGUCCCACUCCAUCCCCAUGUACCUGGUGGAGUUUGAAGAUGGCUCACAGACCUCAGCCAAGAGGGAGGACAUCUACAGCCUGGAUGAGGAUCUACCCAAAAGGGUCAAGUCCCGUAUGUCGGUGGCGUCGGACAUGCGCUUCAAGAUCUUCUCCCAGAACGACGUCAAGCAGAACUCCAAAAGGCAGCGAGUCAUCAACUCUCGCUACAGAGAGGACUACAUAGAGCCCGUCAUCUACAGAACCAUCAUGGAGUGAUGCCCCUCCAGGGCCUCGAAGGCUUCAUGUUGAAAACUACGGCUGGGAAUAAAACCACUGCUUUGGCUCCAUG
Molecule: messenger RNA, 3805 nt
Organism: Nothobranchius furzeri (turquoise killifish)
Lineage: Eukaryota; Metazoa; Chordata; Actinopteri; Cyprinodontiformes; Nothobranchiidae
Gene: kdm4ab
Product: lysine (K)-specific demethylase 4A, genome duplicate b
Biological process (GO): chromatin remodeling; regulation of gene expression
Cellular component (GO): nucleus; chromatin
Molecular function (GO): histone H3K9 demethylase activity; histone H3K36 demethylase activity
Source: RefSeq, a predicted model, not a curated record